Molecule: messenger RNA, 2172 nt
Organism: Folsomia candida
Lineage: Eukaryota; Metazoa; Arthropoda; Collembola; Entomobryomorpha; Isotomidae
Exons: 4
Coding region: 173-1972 (599 amino acids)
Source: RefSeq, a predicted model, not a curated record
GCGAAUCCACAUGAAGCACACAGCGGCAAGUGAAAGGAAGAAAUGAAAACAAUUGAUUUUCUCCGUGUGUAAGCGUACAAGGUGGUUCUUGCAGGAAGGACGAUAUUUACUACAUCCUGCUGGCUGGAACUUGUUUGUUUUCUUUUUGUCAUACAUACUUUUAUGUGUGCGGAUGAAAAAAAUACUGCCAAAAUACAUUGCAAAAUGUGCUACGCAAUGCUGCCGUUUUAAUAAAAUUGAUCAAAACCAGUCCAAAAAUUGGUCGUCCUUCGGAAUAAUGGAGGAGGAGGAAGAUUGUGACAUAUUUAUAAAUCCGCUGGAAAAUGAUUUGGUGCUACGAACUUUGGCAAGAUACGUGAGACGACGCGAUUUGCUGAGGUAUCGUCAAGUUUGUAAGAAAUUUAACAAAUCGGUAAUUUCCAGAGUUCGAAAAGAGUUUUAUGUCCGGCUUGACGAAGCAUCUUUAGGGAAAUAUUCGAGUCUGUCGCAAUUUCUGUCGUUACUCCUCUCAUCCGACCCAAUUCCGUAUGGAUCUUAUCUCUUUCUCAAUUUGAAACUUGGAAAUCCACUCUUGCAAAAAUUAUUCACCAUUUGCGGAUCCCUCAUUAAAGCUUUGAGAAUUGAACUGAGCCAUUUCGACAUUCUGGAUAUUUACGGUUUGCGUGAGUUGCUGCUUCACCGAGCGCCCAACUUACAAAUCUUGUCCCUCGAAGGGUGUCUACCGGAAGAGGUGAUUUCAUUCCCCAAGUUCUUGUCCACAAUUGUUGGUUGCAAAUGCAAUGAGAUGAAUUCCUCGUCAAGAAAUGUCCCCAUACUUCCAAACAUUCAAGAACUUUUUGUCGAAGGGAGAAAAAUGCACCCCAACUUUUUGGUCGAUCUCCUCCGCUCAUGUCCCAACUUGAAAAGGCUGAAAUCCAACAAAAACUGGGGACUUGACCGCUCAACACUGAUAAUUUCGGCGGUUCGUGACUCUGGAAAUUUUAAGAAUUUAAACGCUCUCCAUCUCAAUGAUGUUGACGGAUCUCAUAUGAACAUUCUACUAACCUUGAGUCUGAAAGGGAUGAGACUGGAGGAAUUUUCCUUCAAGAUAUUAGAUUCGGUGGAUAAUAACUCGUUUCAAGGACUGAUCAAUUGUCACCACGAAUCCUUAAGGGAGCUCAGUUUCGGAGAGGUGACCGGAUCCCAGGAUAAUUUGGUGCUAAAUUUUCCCAUUAUGAAGAAUUUACGAAAAUUGAGUCGAGUUGCAGUUUGCAAGCCGGAAAUUGUUUUGGGACCAUUUUGCUUUGCUACAGUCACUCCCAAUUUAGAGGAGCUUAUCGUCCAAACCUUCGCAGACGAGGUGCAAUGGGAAGAGUAUUUUGCGGAUGUGAACGUUUUAUACCCUUGUCAUUCCUUGCGAAAAUUGGCACUCCCCACCAAUCUGAGUGAUACGUUAAAGCUGGUCAAACUGGGGAAGAUGUUUCCAAAUGUGCAGAAUAUUACUGCAGAUUCACCUCGGAAUUCAAUCAUUUCGCAGCUAUGGACAAUGUGGCCCGAGCUACAGGAGCUCUGUCUGACUCUGAGUGACAAGAAUGAUGGAGUUGACAGCAUUUUUACCGGCAUUCCUGAAACCACUUGCGACCUCAUCAACCUAUCCAAGAGUUUUGACGAGGUCGAUAUUGAGACUGUGAGAGUUGGACCGAGUAUUUCCAAUUUGCGAGGACUUAAAAAACUACAUUUGGAAACGUCUGCGAUAUUUUGGUCAGAAAAUUUAUUUUUCUGUGAUAAUGUUGAACCGACUUGUUUUCUUACCAAUAUUUCGGGCUACUUUGGACUCGCAUUCCUGCCAAACCUGGAAGAUAUUUCUAUAAGUUGCUGUGAAAUCACAGACGAUUGCUGCCACUACUUGGCUCGAGUAUUUCAAAAUUACGCCAAGAUAUUUAUAUCUGCCAGGAACCAUGUUCCCGUUUUUGAAUUUGACGAACUACAAUAGUUCUUAACGUUGCUCUAUAAGUAUAAAAGUACAUAUUUACGUGUAAUGCCGCAAUAUUUAUCAUGUAAACCAGUGAAGCACAUACAAAAAUGCAACCCGUUGUUUUCUUAGUCAUGCAUCCAUAAUAUGUAACUAUGUAUUAUAUCAUAUCGACACUGCAAACCUUUAAGAACUAAUAAAUUAAAUGUGAUAUUUACGGA